Messenger RNA from Mustela lutreola (European mink), 861 nucleotides. RefSeq names its product alkB homolog 7 (gene ALKBH7). Lineage: Eukaryota; Metazoa; Chordata; Mammalia; Carnivora; Mustelidae. The transcript has 4 exons. Gene Ontology annotation, biological process: DNA damage response; fatty acid metabolic process. Gene Ontology annotation, cellular component: mitochondrial matrix. The record is from RefSeq and is a predicted model, not a curated record. The coding region runs from base 47 to 793 and encodes 248 amino acids.
GGCGUAGCCCUGACCCCGACAGCUUUCACGACCCGGCCCCAGGGUUAUGGCCGGGAGUGGGCGGCUGGCGCUGGGGACGCUGCAGGUACCCGGCUGGGUGCGGGGAUCGAGCCCAGCCGUACUGAGCCGCCUUCGGGACGCGGCCGUGGUGCGUCCGGGUUUCCUAAGCGCGGCCGAGGAGGAGACGCUGAGCCGUGAGCUGGAGCCCGAGCUGCGCCGCCGCCGCUACGAAUACGAUCACUGGGACGCGGCCAUCCACGGUUUCCGAGAGACAGAAAAGUCACGCUGGUCCGAGGCAAGCCGGGCCAUCCUGCAGCGCGUGCAAGCAGCCGCCUUUAGCCCUGUCCAGACCCUGCUGUCCCCAGUGCAUGUGCUGGACCUGGAACCUCGGGGCUACAUCAAGCCGCACGUGGACAGCAUCAAGUUCUGCGGAGCCACCAUCGCUGGUCUGUCCCUACUAUCUCCCAGCGUCAUGCGGCUGGUGCACACCCAGGAGCCAGGGGAGUGGCUGGAACUCUUGCUGGAGCCAGGCUCCCUCUACAUCCUUAGCCCUCCCAGCAGACACGAGCAUUCCCCUGUGGCAGGCAGGCCACCUCACCCCACCCAGCCACAGCCUGUUUUCUCUUGCAGGGGCUCAGCCCGUUAUGACUUCUCCCAUGAGAUUCUUCGGGAUGAAGAGUCCUUUUUUGGGGCGCGUCGGGUUCCCCGGGGCCGACGCAUCUCUGUGAUCUGCCGCUCCCUCCCUGAAGGGAUGAGACCGGGGGAGCUGGGGCAGCCGCCCCCAGCCUGCUGAACCCCCGGCUCUUUCCCCAUCUUCUCAGAGACACCGUGUUGGUGAAUAAAGUUGGAGUGUGGACAGAC